GCCCCGGCCACUUGUAUGACAGUCGGAGGAAAACACGUCAAAGAUUAAUAACAAUGGCAGAAAUCGACGCCCAAAAAUGCUUCGAUGUGGCUCUAGAUCUCGUCAAACAGGCGGGAAAGGUUGUACGAGAGGCAAUCAAAAAGAAGAAGAAUAUUGAGACUAAGAGCUCAGCAGUAGAUUUGGUGACUGAAUCAGACAAGGCAGUUGAGAAGAUGCUUAUCUCUGGAUUGUCUGAGGCCUUCCCUGACCACAAGUUUAUUGGCGAAGAGUCAGUAUCCGCUGGAGAGAAGUGCAUCCUGACUGAUGAGCCAACAUGGAUCAUUGACCCUAUAGAUGGGACCAUGAACUUUGUGCAUAGCUUCCCCUACACUUGCAUCUCUGUUGGACUUUGGGUAAAGAAGGAGGCCCUUGUAGGUGUUGUGUACAACCCGGUGCUUGAGCAGAUGUUUACUGCCAUUAAAGGGCAAGGAUCAUUCCUGAAUGGCGAGAAGCUUUCUGUGUCUGGGGAGAAAGAGCUUGGCCAGGCUCUUGUCUUCUCCGAGAUAGGUACAAGCCUUGACCCUGAGAAAGUCAACACUGUGCUGACCAACAUAACAAAUCUUAUGCCAAAAGUCCAUGGGUGUCGCACAAUGGGUUCAGCAGCCUUGCACUUGGCCUAUGUAGCUCUGGGUGCAGCUGAUGUGUACUACACCUUUGGCGUGCACUGCUGGGACACAGCUGCAGGCUUCCUCUUGGUCAAGGAGGCUGGAGGAAUAGUGAUUGAUACCGAAGUCUCCGUGGGGUAGGUUCAGCGGCUCUUGGGAUCUCGAGCGUAGCUGCAGGCUGGGGCGAUGUCUUCUAUCACUUUGGGCUCUGCGCCUGGGACAUGGCAGCUGGUACCCUGAUACUGACAGAAGCUGGGGGUUAUGUGUGCGACACG
This is a messenger RNA of Penaeus vannamei (Pacific white shrimp), 919 nucleotides long. NCBI's taxonomy places the organism in Eukaryota, Metazoa, Arthropoda, Malacostraca, Decapoda, Penaeidae. The record is from RefSeq and is a predicted model, not a curated record.